Molecule: messenger RNA, 867 nt
Organism: Rhagoletis pomonella (apple maggot)
Lineage: Eukaryota; Metazoa; Arthropoda; Insecta; Diptera; Tephritidae
Exons: 1
Coding region: 1-867 (288 amino acids)
Source: RefSeq, a predicted model, not a curated record
AUGCACCAAGAAAUGUACUUAAAAAAUGCUGCAGAAAUUAAUAAAGUGCGAGAGGUAGCGGAGCAAAUGGUAAAACAAGUUGAAGUAGUGGGAAAUGAAAAUGAGAAAUUAUGUAGCGAAAUAAAAACAAUAGCGAAGAAUAAAAGCAGUGUGACGCAACAGCAAAAAUCAUAUGCAAAUGUGUUGAAAAUGAGUGAUAACACACAAACAACUAGGGAGGUGCCGGAAUUUAAGAAACGCACUCCUAUCAUUGUGAAACCGAAAGCGAAACAAACGAGUGAAAAAACAAAACAAGAUUUAAAUAAUAAAAUUAACCCUAAUCACCUAAAAAUAACUGAUAUCAAAGCUGGCCAAAAUGGUGUUAUGGUGAUUGACAGUAUAGAUGAAAGUGAAAGAGAGAAAAUCAAAGAAAUUAUGGACAAACAAAUGAGUGAUAAAUACGAAAUAAAGAUCCCAAGGGACUAUAAACCAAGAUUAUUUAUAACUGAUAUGCACUUUGAAAAAAAUAGUGAUGAAUUGAUAGAAUGUUUAAAGAACCAAAACAAAUGCCUAGAGCAAGGCGAAAUAAAAGUUAUUAAACAAUAUAGUGUCAAAAAUAACACCAAAACCUAUUAUAACGCAAUUGUAGAGGUGGAUGAGUGUAUGUUUACUAGCGUUAUGAAGUUAGAUAAGCUAAACAUAGGAUGGGAAAGAUGCAGAUUUUACGAUGGUGUUAACGUGACAACGUGUUUUAAAUGCAAAGGAUACAAUCAUAAAGCGACCGAUUGUAAAAGUGAAGAAGUGUGCAGUAAAUGUCUGGGAAAACACAAAACCACGGAGUGUAAUGAAACUCCUAAAAACAAGUGUAUAAAACAGCAUAAAGGCUAA